CGUGGUUUAAUAAACUGACCCUGAUUAUUUCGGGAUUUGUCCUUGUGCAGAAUAGCUCUACGGAAACAAACUACUCUUUACCCUAACCAGUCUCGCUUGCUAAUUGCAUUAAGUGAGAAGCUAUCGUCUUCCUUUCUUCAUCAGUAUCGCUUGCUAAUUACACUGGCGAUAAGCUAUCUUCUCUCUUCCGACAAAAUGUUUCUUUUUCUUUAUUAAUACAUUCUAAAAAUAUUUCCAGUCGUCAAUUUCCUAGCACUUACACCAUUCUGGAUGGUAAACCACAGCUCAUACAAGCGUACUUAGAUGGGAAUUAACUAUAUGCUGCACUUCCGGCACACUUUGAAUCCGGGAUCCGCUGAAAUCCGGAAACACAAUAUGCUCAAUACUGUUGAACCUCAGUCACAGUGAAGUUGUCUCAUGAUUGGAAAUACAGUGAUAAAAGAAGUCAUGGUCACAGGAGAACCAUAUUUUGCAGUAGAACAAGCCCCAUGUAAACAAGGAAAGCCAAAAGGAAAUGAGGAUGAGGUGCUUCUGAGUGGUAUCUUUGAACUUUUGCAGAUUGAAGUUGAGUGUGAAAGUUCUGGGACCCAACAACACAAGGAGAGCUGUUAUUCUAAGAAUGUGUUAAGAAAGAAGAAACACUGGGAAAACACAGUUGCAGCAAAGAAAAUAAAAAGAAAGCAGAAAAAACAGAAAAAGAAAGAAAAUCUUUCAAGUCAGUCAGGAGUGUGGCCCCUGCUCACAAAGCGUGAUUUAAAAGUAAUAACUAAAGAAAAGCUCUUAAAAGCAAGGGACUCAGGACCACGGAUUUGUAUUGAUUUGAGCAUGACAGAUCAUAUGAAUAAUAAGGAGAUAAGUCGACUUGCUGCACAGAUAAGGAGGUUGUAUGGUACCAACAGGAAAUCUACAAAUCCCUUUCGAAUAUACCUAACUAGUUUUAUCCCAGGUGGUCCUAUUCACAGUGAAUGCUUACGGAUGAAUGAUGGAUUCACCAGUUACAUAAUGGAUAUGGUCGAAGAAAGUUACCUUGAUUUAUUUCCUCAGGAAACUAUUGUGUACCUGACUCCUGACUCAGAUUGUGUUCUGGAAGAUAUUGAGCCAAACAAAGUUUAUGUCUUCGGUGGAUUAGUGGAUGAGAGUAUUCAGAAGAAACUGACAUACACCCAAGCACAAGAAAAUAGUGUACAGACUGCACGGCUACCAAUUCGAGAAUAUAUGGUCAAAAAAGUGAAUUUAAAAAACUAUCAUUCAGAAAUAUUAGCAGUUAACCAAGUGUUUGAAGUCAUAUCUACUUAUUAUGAAACAAGGAAUUGGCAAGCUGCUUUGCAAUCUGGAAUCCCUCCUGGAAAAGGAUAUGUUAUCCGUACAUCUGUGGCAGUCAGCUCAUCAACUGCAUCAACAUCUGAGAAUAAGUGCAUGCAGUAGUGGAGCUGUGCAUGUUUCUUGCACCUUCUACUGCUUCAAGACCAUUCUGACUGGUCAUCUGGCUGGCCAGAAUUCAGACAAAAAGUAAAGCAACUACUUAUGUUACUAAUGACUCAUGUUAGUAUAGAAGUGUAGACCACUGCAGCUUUGGAUGGAAGAAGAGGAGAGUGUAUCACUGAACUGCUCAUCUGCUGCGUAGAGGAUGACAUGUCAUGCAAAAAGUAUAAGCCCUAGUGGCACAGAAAGAAAGAAAGCAAGCAAGCAAGCAAUUGGAAAGUAGCUGUACACUGUGGUAUAAGACAUGAAUACAGGGAAUCAUUGCAUAACGUUUCUGCAAGGCAGAGCAGAAGAAAGAAAAGUCAGUACAGCAACCACAAUAUGAACUUGCUGGCCAUGAUCCAAAACACAUUCUAGUCUGAAGUGUUGUUAGAGGCCAUGUGAACUCUUUGUCUGUUUGAAGCCUUAAAGUAGGUCGUAAGUUAUGGGCCAUCAAGUUUGGCAGCAUGUUGGAGAUGAUGUGUGUUUGUGUUAAAAGCAAAAAAGAUCAUACUGCCUCAAGUAGCAAGUGUGGAGAAAUAACCAUGUUGUAAUUUUAUCUGCCAUAAUAAAUCAUAUUUUCAAAAUUUUACUGUAUAUUACUGUAAAUAUCUUGAACAAGGUUUUAUAUGCACUGUACCAUUCAGCUUUUGCUGCACUAUUCAGAGAUGUGAAAAUUACAGCUGAAUCGUGUACCAAGCAUAGAAUAAAUUUUCAUUGACUGGUGUGAUAUUCUUGAUCUAAAUUUUAGGUGCAGGGCAGAAUGAGAAAGAAGGCCAGUGUGUUCUUCAUUAAAAUUGGGAAGACCACAUUUCUGUGAACAGAAGUGCAUUAUUCGUGUAAUUUUUAUUUAAGCUCUGUUAAAGUAGGGCCAGCUUGACUUGUAAUUUUAUUAAGGAGUUGACCAUAAAUGCUGACAUUAGAAAAUCUGCAAGUGGUUUUACCUAUAACUAUAUGGUUGAGCUAUAUAUUGUGUUUACUACAAAUCCUUCAGCAUUUAGAGUAAAUGCUGAAGAAGAGUUUUUAAAAUUGUGCUUCUGAAUUAUCAAAUGUUUAAUUUAAAGAUUUUAGCUGGAAGUUAAUAAGUCUUGUUUCCAGUGUAAAAUGUAAUGGCACUUUCUUACUAGUUAUUUCUUUGAACCUGUGUUAAAAUGUAUAGAUGUAAAUAAAUGUACUUUUAGUA
Molecule: messenger RNA, 2644 nt
Organism: Protopterus annectens (West African lungfish)
Lineage: Eukaryota; Metazoa; Chordata; Ceratodontiformes; Protopteridae
Gene: TRMT10B
Product: tRNA methyltransferase 10B
Exons: 10
Coding region: 418-1425 (335 amino acids)
Biological process (GO): tRNA N1-guanine methylation
Cellular component (GO): nucleus; nucleoplasm
Molecular function (GO): tRNA binding
Source: RefSeq, a predicted model, not a curated record